AUGUCGCUGUCUGGAAAAGUUGUCCUCAUUACUGGCUCCUCCAAGGGGAUCGGCAAAGCCGCUGCUCUUCGCGUCGCCAGUGAAGGUGCCAACGUCGUGAUCAAUUACCUUCGCGACCCAGCUGCAGCCAACAAUCUCGUUGAGCAAAUUGGCACCGACCGCGCCCUAGCUGUUCAAGCCGAUGCCUCAAAGAUGGCCGACCUCGAUUGCCUUGUCGAUGCUGCGGUCGCAAAAUUCGGCAAGAUCGAUGUUCUGAUUCCAAACGCCGGAAUCCUCCCACUUAGAGACUUGGAAAGUACCACCGAAGAAGACUUUGACAGAACCUACAACUUGAUGGUGAAGGGACCGUUCUUCCUGGCUCAGAAAGCUGUGAAGCAUAUGCCCUCCGGCGGACGAAUCAUCUUUGUCUCCACCUCAACUGCUCGGUUCUCGAGCGUCGCCCCCGCAUACCUACUUUACACCUCUUCCAAGGGCGCAAUCGAGCAGAUGACUCGUAUAAUGGCCAAGGAUUUGGCACGCAAGGGCAUCUUGGUAAAUGCAGUUGCACCCGGGCCAACGUCAACCGAACUCUUUCUUGAGGGGAAGCCAGAGCAGAUGCUUAAGGCUAUCGCUGGAUUUAGUCCAUUCAAUCGGAUUGGUGAGCCUGAGGAAAUUGCUGCAGUUAUGGCCUUCUUGUCGGGGAAGGACAGUAGUUGGAUCUCAGGCCAGAUUGUGGCUGUGAAUGGAGCUAUGGCAUGA
Molecule: messenger RNA, 738 nt
Organism: Penicillium subrubescens
Lineage: Eukaryota; Fungi; Ascomycota; Eurotiomycetes; Eurotiales; Aspergillaceae
Exons: 2
Coding region: 1-738 (245 amino acids)
Source: RefSeq, a predicted model, not a curated record